Molecule: messenger RNA, 1101 nt
Organism: Fusarium pseudograminearum CS3096
Lineage: Eukaryota; Fungi; Ascomycota; Sordariomycetes; Hypocreales; Nectriaceae
Exons: 2
Coding region: 1-1101 (366 amino acids)
Source: RefSeq, a predicted model, not a curated record
AUGGCGGAUGACGGCCUUCUCAACAAGGUCCACGCUCUGAGCGAUCUCGAGCUGGCCUUACUUCUCUGUCUAAUUAGUCGCGAACAUUGCCUUGUUAGCACACCCUCUGAAGCCAUCGACGACUUGAUACAGGAACUACAACUGGUGGCUACAAAGACCUUUGGACUCAGCUGGGUUGUCAUCGACUGUAAUCCCUCGACGACCCUCGAAGAUUUUGCCUCUACUCUUCUCCUCGGCAAUCAGGCUUCUCCCUCAAGCCACUCGCCUACAGUAUUGCGCAACCCUGAUUCAUACUUUACAACGAGGCCAUCGACGUCGCAUCCACGCACACCGCUAAGCCCUCUUACUCCCGGCGGCGCAUUCGCAUCUCAGAUAGCCAACGUCGUUCUUGCAAAAAAUCUCGACCGAGCACCACAAGCCGUUCAGAUCCAGGCCCUAGAACUUCUCCGAACCCGUCGCAUCUUUACACGAACGUCUGUACAAACUGCCCCGAAGCAAUUUGUCUUUGUUCCGGUAUUACAGGCUGCCAGUGGAGGCGAGGCUCGUGUAACGGCACACCUGAAUGACUUUUUAUAUAUAACUUAUUGGCACAAUCCCGAGGAUGGCUUCGUUAAUCUGGAUGAAGCUGAUGCUGGUAACGAUGCAGACACCGCAUCAACGGGAAGUGUCGUGAAAAGGGGCCCUGGUGAGGGAACCACAUCAACCCCACCUUUGAUCGUCGAGACUGACAUCAGCUACCUUGGCUCGCUGAGUAAAGAGGCCCAAGUGGAUAUCGAGGUUACACGUUACCAGAUGAACAUCGUUUCAUUCCUUCGUAUGCACCGAGCUGUCGCUGGAGGCAUGAGCCCCACGGCUACAAAGCACUUCGGUCAACUAAUACGCUGUCUUGCUGCUUUGCAUGGUCUAGACUUUGUAACGCCAGCUCUUGUUAGACUUGCUACUUCCAAGGUUUACUUGCACCGGAUCCAGCUGACACCUCCAGGAAAGGAGAGGAGUAUGCAAUGGGGCAGCAGAAUAGAAGCAGUAGAAGCACUACUGGAAGACAUUGGUCCUGAAGAUGUCAUAGAAGAUGUCCUGGGCAUGGUGACCGCGCCGGUUUGA